Cokeromyces recurvatus is the source of this 1797-nucleotide messenger RNA. RefSeq names its product ribonuclease H-like domain-containing protein. Gene Ontology annotation, biological process: nuclear polyadenylation-dependent rRNA catabolic process; nuclear polyadenylation-dependent antisense transcript catabolic process; exonucleolytic trimming to generate mature 3'-end of 5.8S rRNA from tricistronic rRNA transcript (SSU-rRNA, 5.8S rRNA, LSU-rRNA). The transcript is spliced from 3 exons. The record is from RefSeq and is a predicted model, not a curated record. Gene Ontology annotation, cellular component: nucleolus; nuclear exosome (RNase complex). The coding region runs from base 1 to 1797 and encodes 598 amino acids. NCBI's taxonomy places the organism in Eukaryota, Fungi, Mucoromycota, Mucoromycetes, Mucorales, Mucoraceae. Gene Ontology annotation, molecular function: nucleotide binding; 3'-5'-RNA exonuclease activity; nucleic acid binding.
AUGAACUCUCAAGAAAUUCCUGAUCCAGUCCAAGAUUUUAAAGCUUUCCAAAGUUCACUAUUUAAAUCAUUAGUUUCAGCUACUGCAGCUGUAAACAGCAUUCCUGUCGAGGAAGUUGGUUUUUUUAGAUCACUUGAUAGAGGUUUUGCCAAAGAUCUUGAGCAAGCUGGAUCUAAUUCUUUAUCUAUUGGUAAUGCUUUAUUACAACAAUGUGCUAUCGACUGUGGUCUUUUAGUCAAAAGCUUUGAAGAUACGGACGAUGUUGUUGAACGAUAUGGAUCAGUCACUGAUGUUUGCGAUAGUUUAUUAGAGAAAGCUGAUAUAUGCUUGGAUCAACUUGGUGGUAAAAUAAAACAAGAUGAUUUUAAACAAGCCACUCCUGAAGAUAAACUGGAUUAUAAAUUUUUACAUGCUAAUAAUGUUAUACGUCCUCAGAUGAAAUUCAAAGAUAAAAUCGAUAAUUCGAAUACAACACCAUUUCAAAGAAAAAUUAAAUACAAGCCUCAUGCUCUUGUUCCUCUUGAUUUUACUGUAACAUCUGAAGAUAAAUCACUUCCUCAUCCGUAUGCAUAUGAAAUCAAUAAUAUUGAAUAUCCUGAACGUAUGUUUCAAGUUCAAGAACCUGAAAUGUAUAAAGCUUACGAUACCACCUCAGCUACCUGGGUUAAUACAGAAGAAGGGUUAAUAGAAAUGAUGAAAGACUUUGAAGGAGUUGAGGAAUUGGCAGUUGAUUUAGAACAUCAUAAUUAUCGUAGCUAUCAGGGCUUUACAUGUCUCAUGCAAAUUAGUACUCGUGAUAAAGAUUUUAUUAUUGACACAUUAGAGCUCAGAGAUAAAUUAUGGAUGUUGAACGAAUAUUUUGCUGAUCCCAAUAUUACGAAGGUACUUCAUGGUGCUGAGUCAGAUAUUAUAUGGCUUCAACGUGAUUUUGGACUUUAUAUUGUGAACUUAUUUGAUACUUACUUCCCAACUAAAGUACUUGAUUUCCCUCAUCACGGUCUUGCCUAUCUCUUAAAGAAAUAUUGUAAUUAUGACGCUGAUAAAAAAUACCAAUUGGCUGACUGGAGAAUUAGACCUUUACCUGAAGAAAUGUUGAAUUAUGCUCGUUCUGAUACGCACUUUCUUCUUUACAUUUAUGAUUGUCUUCGUAAUGAACUGGUAAAUAAAUCUACCUCUGAGGAUGGUAAUCUUGUUCGUUUCUGUCUUCAAAAAUCAAACGAAGUAGCACUUCAAAAGUAUGACAAGGAAGUAUAUGAUCAUCUUCACGGUCUUGGACCUAAUGGUUGGAAGAAUAUGUUAUCGAAAUGGAAAUAUGCUAUCAAUCCCCAACAAUUAGCUGUCUUUAAGGCUCUUCAUAGUUGGAGAGAUCAUACAGCAAGAGAAGAAGAUGAAUCUUGUCGAUAUGUUUUACCUAAUCAUAUGCUUAUGGCUUUAGUUGAACGUAUGCCUACUGACUCUAGUGGCGUUAUUGGCUGUUGUAAUCCUUGUCCUACUUUAGUGCGUAUGAAUGCACAAGAGAUUAGUUACAUCAUUCAAAAGGCAAAGAUGGAAGCCUUAUUAGCUCCUAAAGAAAAUGCUUUCAAUGAAGAAGCUAAACCUGUUACUGUAGAAGUCAAAUCAACACAUGGCAAUAAUAAUGGUACAAUUACAACAACUAUGAAAGUACAACAAAUUAGAAAGAAACGACCUCAUCUUGAUUCUGAUGUAUUUGAUUUAAAGAAAGCCAAGAAGCUUAGAACAGAAAUAGCUUCAAAAUUAGAGAAGGAGACUUCUGCAUUAUUUGGUUCCUGUUUUUGA